AUGUGGGAGCGCACCAUCGAGUCGCUACGAACCGCCACUAGUCGGGUCAAGAAGCUGCUGCUGCACCACCAACCUUCAAAGAAUCAAAAGCGCCCGAUAACACAGCGUUCGGUUUCAAGAGCCUCGUCGAGCUCCGCUAGCACGGCGGCGUCGUUUGUCUCGUCCAUCGACGCCUUCUCGGGGGAAAGUGUGGUGGAUAAGCAGCAGCAGAGCGGUUGGGGAUGGAACUGGGAGUCGGACUGGACCUAUGCCGAUGAAAUCGCCCCACCGUUUCCUGUCUCACUAGACACUCCGCGUCGACGCAGCAAUACUAUGCCCUCCAUCCUACCCAGCAUAACCAUCACCCCUCCCGAGCCAAAACGUCCACUCGGUAGGAGCAACACCCACUCGAUUCGAAGAAAACCACCUCCGAGACUCGAACCGACACUCACACGCACACUCUCCAGACGCAGAUCACAAAGCGAAUGA
Messenger RNA from Moesziomyces aphidis, 468 nucleotides. NCBI's taxonomy places the organism in Eukaryota, Fungi, Basidiomycota, Ustilaginomycetes, Ustilaginales, Ustilaginaceae. The record is from the annotation of a GenBank genome assembly.